This is a messenger RNA of Cydia strobilella, 1582 nucleotides long. RefSeq lists its product as uncharacterized. The transcript is spliced from 5 exons. NCBI's taxonomy places the organism in Eukaryota, Metazoa, Arthropoda, Insecta, Lepidoptera, Tortricidae. The record is from RefSeq and is a predicted model, not a curated record. The coding region runs from base 103 to 639 and encodes 178 amino acids.
UGUUAUGUUUGAUGUGGCAGAAUUAUUAGGUCGCAGUUGAAUUAAAGUAAAGUUUUAUACAUAUUCAUAUCAGUGAACGUGGUGGAUUUCGAUUUUAUAGAGAUGCAGUCAAAACGGCCUUGUCAUUGCUGCGCGUCCACGAUGUGCUGCGGGAUGCCGAUUGAAAAAGGAUGCUUUAUAUUUUCGAUUGUUAAUAUUAUUAUAUGUAGUUUGGGUUCACUCGCCAGCCUGGGUUCCCUGAUCUUGAUCCUGUUCCUGUGGUGUAACCUCAUGGUCCUGAGCGAUGUGGUGGUAGACUGGACGUAUAUAGGCAUAAGUGUGGCUGGCUGCUUUGGCUCUGCGAUUGCACUUACUUUCGCCGUUGCACUCUGCAAUGGUUUACGUAAGAAUAACAAACGCUACAUAAUGGCGUACCUGAUUUACGGAAUGGUCUCAGUCACCCUAGGCGCCAUAGGAACUGUGGUUUUCAUCUGGCUGGUGUGGGGCCAACUGUACAUUGUAUUAUACGCAAUGAUCCCCCUUGGUGUUUGCGUUAUAUAUUCGGUGAUGCUGCUGCUAGUGUACCGGACAUACGUGGUGCUUUCCGAACGCGCCCCCGUCACGGGACACUCGAGAUUGCUCAAUACGGAUGAAUUUUGAAAACACUGCGCCAUAUUGUAAACGCCUAAUGGCGAUAUUCAUGAUAUUAUAAUUGAUUUCAUCCAUUUAUAUUUCCGAAAUGUACAUAUGUAAAUCGCGCUACAAGCCUCAAUUAGCCUCCUAAGCAGGGCUCGGAACCGGUAUUUUUUUUAAACCCCGAAAUAGCCCAAUAUUUAGAAUUUUUUUAUGCUCAUUACGUAGGACUGAAUCAUGUAUUUAGACAAUUUUGCAUUAUUAAAACGUCCCAUUAAAAAUGAAAUUAUAAACAAAAGAACGAAAAAGAACGUUAUAAUACCGGUAUUUUUGUAUGGAGCAAAUACCGGUUUCCGACCCCUGCUCCUAAGACCCCGCGUACAAAUUUUUAAUAUUCCAAAAUCUAUUUUAAACUUUUGUUGAGUAACUAAGGGUUCCAAAUUCAAAAACAAAACAAAUGCUUCUGGGUCUCAGGUUAGAGUUAGACCAAGAUAAGUCUGCAACGAUUUUGAUAGCACACGUUUUUUUUUCUAUGACAUUAUGACGUAUAAAUAACACUGCUGAGUGUGCUAUCAAAAUCGUUGCAGCCUUUACUUGGUCUAGCUAUUAAUCAUUUGUCUGAUUAAAUUUAUCAUUUUGAUUAUGUAUUUGUAAUAGAAAGCCAAAAAAAAGGCCGAAGAAAGGCCAGGUCAAGAGCACCCUAAACCGGCGAGCGUGUAUGAGGAAUGUUAUGAAAGUGAAGCAAGCGAAAGAGUUGUCAGGAUCGUAGCAAAUGGAAAUCCGUGGUCUGCCUACCCCUCCGGGAAAUAGGCGUGAUUAUAUGUAUGUAUGUAUGUAUGUAUGUAUUUGUAAUAGAGGGAUAAAGCAUACAUUAACUAAUUGAGAAGUGUAAAGUUAUAUGAAUAAGGGGGUAAAAAUACUAAUGAGAAGCCUGGCCAAAUAUAACAUCUCUGUAUACAUAAAGAUUAUA